Molecule: messenger RNA, 2549 nt
Organism: Scylla paramamosain (green mud crab)
Lineage: Eukaryota; Metazoa; Arthropoda; Malacostraca; Decapoda; Portunidae
Product: enoyl-CoA delta isomerase 2-like
Exons: 11
Coding region: 609-1463 (284 amino acids)
Source: RefSeq, a predicted model, not a curated record
ACCCGAACUAUAACAAUAUUAAAGACCUUUUUUUUACCUUUACAGUAUUAGAUGCCUAAGGUCAUUCCAUUUCACUGCCUACUAGUUUGACUUAAGGUUCUAGUCUUUGUUUUUUUAUAUGAUUUAACCUAUCACAAAUUAGUUUUUUUUUUAUCCAUAACAUUAGGAAAAGAUAGAUUAAUAAAGUAGGUAAUUCUUUAUAAUAGGUCUGUCCUCCAGUUCUUCCCCCAUCCCCCAAAUCCCUCAAACAAACCUGGAAAAACAGGGUUUUAGGGUAGGGGAAGCCAAAUUAGGAGAUUCAUGAAAAGCCCAAGAAUGAGAUGCCAUAUUUUGAAAACAGGAAAUUUCUAGCUUAACCUAACUUUACCUAACCUAAAUAAGGCAGGAGGGGGUGUGCUUUGGAAUUUCCAGAGUAUACCAGAGAUAGAAAUUAAUGAUUGAGAAUGCUGGUUAAUGCUUGCAUUAGAGAGGUGGACAGAAUAGGGAUGAAAGAAAGAAGAAAAUCUUGUGCAGCGAGGCCAUGGGAGGAGUGGAGGCAUACAAUUAGCAAGAUUUGAGUGGUGACUGCAUGCAACUGGUGGAGGAUACACUUGGAGCUGGCAUAAACAAUGGAAAACCAGGAAGCUGGGCUGGAUGUGAGUGUGGAGGACAGGCUUUGUGUGGUGAAGUUCAAUCGGCCACGCAAGAAAAAUGCUCUUCGUGUUAAAAGGCAGAUGCAAACUGCAGAGUUGAGACAUUGUAGCUGUAAAGGAGAGUAUAGAGCCCUGAUGGCAAUACUUGAUCGUGCUGCUGAGAACCCAGGUGUAACAGUGGUGGCUGUGACAGGAGAAGGGGACUACUUCACAGCUGGUAAUGACUUUAUUGACAGUCUUGAAAACACGAGAAAUGAUCAAUCCAGUGCAGAAGGAACUGAAGUUUGGGAGAAAGGAAGUUCAUCUGGUAUAAAUUCAUUCAGAGACUUUAUAACAGCUCUGGUCAACUUCCCAAAGCCCUUGGUGGCUGUCUUAAAUGGACCAGCAGUAGGCAUGGGAGUCACUAUUCUGCCACUCUUUGAUCUUGUCUAUGCAUCAGACAAGGCUACAUUUCAUGCACCCUUUGUACAGUUGGGUGUUGUGGCUGAGGGCUGCUCUUCCUACACCUUUCCACGUCUCAUGGGUAUGGGAAAGGCAGCUGAAGUUCUUCUGUUUGGGAAGAAGCUGACAGCAAAGGAGGCUUCUGACCGAGGUCUGGUGACAGAAGUGUUACCUCAUGCAAGUCUCCACCAGGUUUGGCCAAGAAUACGUGAAUAUGCCAAGUUCCCCCUGAAAACUCUUCUUACAGUCAAGGAAAUGAUGAGAGCUAAUGAUCGGGAAACUCUAGUUAAGGUCAACAUCAUGGAAAUGGAGUAUCUUAAGAAAGCAGCAAGGAGUGAAGAGGCUUUUACUGGGAUAAUGAACAUGUUUGCAAAGAAAUCAAAGCUAUAAAGAAUCAUAAAUUAUAGAACAUGAAGCAGCAGUGCAGCAAACCAGUGCCAUGGCAUCUAAAACUGUGUGAGUAGGUGUGUUUUGUCCUCCCAUCUGGGGUGAUGCAGCACCAUUACAUCCAAAACUGUGUGUGUGUGUGUUUUGCCCUAACAUUUGAUGUGACAGUACUGCAGCCAUGCAGCACCAUUGCAUCUAAAGCUGUGUGUGUGUGUGUUGUCUUUACAUCUUGUAAAACUGUUUAUAUUCUCAAAUCUGGUGUGACACAGCAUUGGAGCAGUGCAGCACCAUCACUUCCAAAACUGUGUGUAUUGUCCUUACAUCUGCCACAGCACUGAAACACAUUUGUUUGUGUUUUUUUGCGUUGCAGCAGCACCAUCACUGGCCUUCUUCUACCCUUCUCUUGCAUGCAAGCUGGCAUGACUAGUGUUGCAACUAACAAGAAGUGGUUUAUCCACAUGAAAAAUUUGUAUGUUCACGUAUGUGAACUAUGCACUGAAAUACAUUUACAACAUAUAGUACACAUGUAUUUAUUUUUAUUGUGAUGCCAAGGGUAGGAAUGUGUGACCCCUACACGACAAAAGCACAAAACUUGGGGAGGUAAUGUGCAUGUCAGGAUGGUCAGAAUUUAGGACUUGGUGUGAAACUCAAGGAUCACAAAACUCAUAUACUGUGAAACUCAUGGGGGUACUAUAGGCAACUCUUACUCAAGCAUAUUUGAGCAAGUUGAACUGUGCCUUUUCAUGUAAAAAAAAAAGCCACACACACAUAUACACACACACACACACAUUAAAGUUGCUGAUCACCUUUGUUGGCUGAACUAUAAGGUAAAAGCUCCCAAAGUCAUGUCCAUACCUACUAGUUUUUCCUAGGUGAACAGUUGCUUUAAGCAUGACAGGAGGCUCAUGCAUUUUUGGCUGCAUAAGGAAUCAAACCCUUGUUAUUUCUCCUGUGAGGUUUCUGGGUGAAUAGUUGGUUGUAAGUAAAGAAAUAGUGUGUAAUUUAUUUUAUUUUUUUUCAAAAAAGUAUUGGAAACUCCUUUAUAUAUUUACUAAUACACAUCUUUCAUAGCAUUAGAAGAAAUGCCAA